CGCAGUUACGUGGAUACACAGAUAGAGGCUCCCUCUCUCUCUCUCUCUCUAUCUAUAUCUAUCUUUCUCUCUCGGACAGGAUUAAUCGUCGCGAUGUCAACACCGUGCGACGCCCGACGCGGCGCGCGGAGCCGCGAUCCAGCGAUCCGAUCCAGUGACGUCGUGCCGCGACACAGUGCCGGUGAAUGAGGACGGGAGGAACGCACGGCGGCCAGGCGGGCUUGAACGGGCGAGCUGGAAAAAUAUGGUGCACGAGGGCACGGGUCUAUGGCACGCGGCAGGAUCCAGCGCGUCGAGGUGGCUGAUGAUCAUAAUACACGGAUACCGGGCCACCACCCUCGUCCUAUACGUCCUGCUUAACGUGCUGGUGCGCACCGAAUAUCCCGCUGCAGUGACGGCGGAAAUAGUCGAUGUUAACAUGAACUCGUUGGACGGCACGACGGGAAAGCCGCUGGACGUCGACCUGCCGCCGACCCUGCCGAUGAGCUUCGGCACGGAAAAUUCGACAUCGGUUUCGGCGCAAUCAGGCUCCAAAGCCUUGAUGCCCUGCGUCGUUCACAACCUGGGAGAGGGCACGGUGUCGUGGAUCAAGCGGAAGAACGUGCAGGAGUUGCUCACCGUAGGACUGACGACGUACGCCAAUGACGAGCGGUUUCAGGCGAUUCAUUUCCACCACAGCGAGGACUGGACUCUCCAAAUAAAAUACGUUCAGCCGAGGGACGCCGGGCUGUACGAGUGCCAAGUGUCUACUCACCCGCCCACGAGUAUAUUUCUGUAUCUCGAGGUCGUCGAAGCCCGAGCGGAGAUAGCCGGCCCGGCGGAGAAAUUCGUGAGGCCCGGCAGCACGCUGCAGCUGCACUGCCUCGUGAAGAAGUCGACGGAGGUGCCGUCGUACCUGUUCUGGUACCACAACCUCCGCAUGAUCAACUACGACGUCGAGCAAGGCGUGAACGUCAGCACCGACCUGGCCGGCCGCGAGAGCUGGCUGGAGGUGCCGAGGGCGUCGGACCGGCACUCGGGCAACUACACCUGCAAGGCGAGCAACGCCCAGACGGCGCGCGUCCUCGUGCACGUGUUCAAGGGCGACAAUCCGGCCGCGAUGCAGCACAGCAUGGCGACCUCGCCGUCGAUGAUGGCCUGCACCGCGCUCCUCACCAUGUUCGUCACGCUUAAGCUGGCGCUGCAGACGAACUGGUGCUUGUGACGUGCGUGAGUGUAAGGGGGACGCUGUCCGAAAGCUGUUAGCGGAAUUGUGUAUAAUUAUCGUCAUUAAUCGCGCCGCUCUCGAGCGCCGCGAGAGAGAGAGAGAGAGAGAGAGAGAUUUCGCGCGGUAAGACUACACCGGCGCGGUCAUAUCACGGCGGUGCGCGAGCCAGUCGCGGAGAUCCACCUGGUCGUUAACACGAGACCGAGCGGGAGAGCCGUCUGUGUGUGCGUGUCUCUCUCGGAACCGCGGGAUCGGGUGUGAUUGAUCGCUGCUUAUCCAGAAGCGGGCGAACACGGGCGGUGGAGAGAGCAGCUCGUUCCUGAUCAUUCGCGCGCUCGAACCCCGCUCGAUCCCCGCGUUCAUCGCGGUUCGGCUCGCACGAUGUUCCGGUCGGAUACGCGACGAACGAGGCGACGCGUUAAAAGCGCGAUUACGUGGUCGCGCGAGCCCCAGCUCGCUGACGAAUCGAGGCGCUCGACCGGCCGUGUCCACCGAGAUCCCCCGGUGAUCAGGCGACGUCGUCGUCUUCCCUGACGACGGGGGCGAUGCACAGCCGGGGAUAUAAUGGCUCACCGUCUCCAGCCGCGGACGGACGAGCGAGCGAACGAGCCGGUGUCGAGAAAGCUCGACGGUGCUCUCUAGGAUAAAAUGCCACCGCGUAACUUCGAGAUGGGUCCGCACGUGUAUCAUCCAUUCUCCCGCCGAUCGAUCGUGUUACAUUCCGUGUCACCGUGUUGGAACGAGGAGUAUUAGGCCGUAAUGCGGACGGCGGGGCUGCGUUGUGUCGUCGGAUCAACUCCUGCGAGGGAUCGCGUCCGACGGCCGAUCGAUCGCCCCCGUGCAUCCGCGUGACUCGCGCGUGAGACUCGCGCGCUGCGAUUGGGAAAUAUUCGACGCUGCCGAAAAGGCAGACUCAUCAAUCUAGCGGCUGAUACGAGGAACGUCGACAUCCUGACGGACGUGGUGAUGCUACCCGCGAGAGACGCCGGGGGGGGGGNGGGGGUGAUCUCUUUGUGAAUACGAGAUCGUUCCACUUCGGGACCGGACAAAUGGUGGAUCUCUCGUGUGCGUGCGCGAUUAAGUGUUAAAUUUAAGCUGAUAGACCAGGAGGUAAGCGUGGAAAUCUCGAUGACGGCGGGUUUCCCGGGGCGGAAAGUACCCGGGAGCGAAAGUAAGUGAUUGAUAGUGCGCGGAUCAUGUGGACGUGUCGUCGCGCGAACACGUCGCGUG
Dinoponera quadriceps is the source of this 2437-nucleotide messenger RNA. Its product is annotated as hemicentin-2-like. NCBI's taxonomy places the organism in Eukaryota, Metazoa, Arthropoda, Insecta, Hymenoptera, Formicidae. Bases 245 to 1204 code for a protein of 319 amino acids. The record is from RefSeq and is a predicted model, not a curated record. Gene Ontology annotation, biological process: synapse organization. The transcript is spliced from 5 exons. Gene Ontology annotation, cellular component: neuron projection membrane.